GCACGAACUACGGCAUUGAAUUGAGUUCUUCGCAACAUGUUUCGCCUGCAUAUCGGUUUUUUGUGCCUCGUCGUUGCAUUCUGCAUCCUUUUCGGAGUGUGCCACGCCUCCAGCGACUCCAUUUGUGUCCUGAGCGAUGCGCCUCAGCAAUGUGGCGCCUUCUGCCUGGCAGCAUUGCAUCCACUGUACGAUCAGUACUCCAAGUCCAGGCAACAGGAGCACAGCCAAGAGGCAAUGGUAAAGAUCAUAGCGGAUUCUCGGGCUGAGCAGAAGGAGACAAUGGUGAAGAUGAUAAAGGACUUUCGGACUGAGCAGAAGGAGCUCGUGACUCACUACUAUCAGGAUGUUCGGGAGCUGGUGAAUGUCCUUGCGGCGAAACUAGAUGCCGCCGCGAGCAGACAUGAAUCCACCUUGCAGAGUAGCCCAGCGAUGAAACCCGCCUAUACAGUGCAUCCCAUAUCCCACAGGAUUCGACCUGGAUACGUUAUGAUCAAAAAGAAGGAAGGAAGAGAAAUAAUCGACUUGUGAGCGAAGCGUGAGAUUGUCAAAAUUCCUAAAAUAAGUAAUAGCAAAGUGUCGGUAUUUUGUAAUAUAUGUAAAAUGUAUUCUGUAGAAUUACAUGUAGACAAAUGAAAAGUCACUUUCAUUUCUAGUACAGUGCUUGGCCGUAAGUGGCGCUGUAAUCCACAAUUCGAAUUCCCAUUCGUAUGCGAUUGCAAAUCCGCAUAUUUGUUUGACGUGACUUACAAAAUAAAACUAAGAAACCA
Messenger RNA from Drosophila yakuba, 767 nucleotides. RefSeq lists its product as uncharacterized. NCBI's taxonomy places the organism in Eukaryota, Metazoa, Arthropoda, Insecta, Diptera, Drosophilidae. The transcript has a single exon. The record is from RefSeq and is a predicted model, not a curated record. Bases 37 to 528 code for a protein of 163 amino acids.